Messenger RNA from [Torrubiella] hemipterigena, 366 nucleotides. Lineage: Eukaryota; Fungi; Ascomycota; Sordariomycetes; Hypocreales; Clavicipitaceae. The record is from the annotation of a GenBank genome assembly.
AUGUUUCGUCUUGCGAGAACAACGCGUCUUCUGACGCCAAUUCACACCCGCCUCUCAUCGUCCUUCUCGCGCCCCGGCCCGCCCAAGCUGCCCUCUGCUGAGCAGGCCGAAUUCGAACGCCUCCAGAAAGAAGCCUCCGUUUCGUCCGCUUUCCAACCGGUCGACGGCGCCUCCGACACAACGACAUCAACCACUACAAACGAAGACUCCGGUAUCGAGAGCGGUGCUCUGUUCAAGGGCGCAAAGCCCGAGUUUGAAGGAGAUACGAACCCGCGCACCGGCGAGGUCGGCGGCCCCAAGAACGAACCGCUCCGAUGGGGUGGCGAGAGCGAUUGGAGCUACAAUGGCAAGGUUACCGACUUUUAA